CUGGACGCUGCGCGGCAGUUGCUUCAAAUCGCGGGCGUGGGAACGUGGGGUGCAAGACGGGUCCCCUUCUUCGCGGCUCGCAUCCGGCACCAUGGCUCAAAGGGCCUUCCCGAAUCCUUAUGCCGAUUAUAACAAAUCCCUGGCCGAAGGCUACUUUGAUCCUGCAGGGAGGCUGACUCCUGAGUUCUCACAACGCUUGAACAAUAAGAUUCGAGAGCUUCUGCAGCAAAUGGAGAAAGGCCUGAAGUCAGCAGACCCUCGGGAUGGCACCGCUUACACUGGCUGGACAGGUAUUGCUGUGCUUUACUUACAUCUCUAUAAUGUGUUCGGAGACCCUGCCUACCUGCAGCUGGCCCAUGACUAUGUGAAGCGAGGCCUGAGCUCCUUGUCCAAGCGGUCCAUCACCUUCCUUUGUGGGGAUGCGGGCCCGCUGGCGGUGGCCGCCGUGGUGCACAGCAAGAUGCACAAUGAGAAGCAGGCAGAGGAUUGCAUCACCCGGCUAAUUCACCUAAAUAAGGUUGAUCCCCAUGCUCCAAAUGAAUUGCUGUAUGGACGAGUGGGCUACAUCUAUGCUCUUCUCUUUGUGAAUAAGAACUUUGGAGUAGAAAAGAUUCCUCAAAGCCAUAUUCAUCAGAUUUGUGAAACAGUCUUAACAUCUGGAGAAAACCUAGCUAAAAAGAGAAACUUCACAGGAAAGACUCCACUGAUGUAUGAGUGGUACCAAGAAUAUUAUGUGGGGGCUGCUCAUGGCCUGGCAGGAAUUUAUUACUUCCUGAUGCAGCCCAGCCUUCAGGUGAGCCAUGCAAAGUUACACAGUUUGGUCAAGCCCAGUGUAGAGUAUGUCUGCCAGCUGAAAUUCCCCUCCGGCAAUUACCCUCCUUGUGUGGGCGACACUCGAGAUCUGCUAGUCCACUGGUGCCACGGUUCCCCUGGGGUCAUCCACAUGCUCAUCCAGGCCUAUAAGGUGUUCAGAGAGGAGCAGCACCUCAGCGAUGCCUGCCAGUGUGCUGAUGUGAUCUGGCAGCACGGGCUGCUGAAGAAGGGGUACGGGCUGUGCCAUGGCACCGCGGGGAAUGCCUACGCCUUCCUGGCCCUGUACAACCUCACGCAGGAUGUGAAGUACCUGUAUAGGGCCUGCAAGUUUGCUGAGUGGUGCUUAGAUUACGGAGAACACGGAUGCAGAACACCAGACACCCCCUUCUCCCUCUUUGAAGGAAUGGCCGGAACCAUAUAUUUCCUGGCUGACCUCUUGGUGCCCUCGAAAGCCAGGUUUCCUGCGUUUGAGCUGUAAAAGGACAGCCUGCCCCCUGCAACUCACUGCAUGGCCGUUUCUGCAUAUCAGACCUGAGCUAAGUGCUGUCGUUGCUUUGCAAGGAAACAGUCACACCGUGUCCUUCAUUUAGUUGAUAUUUUUUUGAGUUUGUGUUUGGUUCAGUUUCUUUUCUUUAUCAUUUACUAUUAUUUAAAAUAUCCAAGAAAUCUUUUAACUUCACUUUCUUUCAAAAAGGAAAUUGGGUGGUAUGUACAAUAUUUUGAGGGCAUAUGUGUAUAUAUAUUUUGUAAAUUGGAGGAAAUCUUGCUCUUAUUUAAGCUUAUGAAUAUAACUGUUACUAUUCUAAAAAUGUUAAAAAGAAAUGGAAUGUAGAUAAACAAAAGUAAAUGCAUGAUUAUUGUUGGACAUUGCCCUCUACCUCUGCUCCUCAGUGUUUUUUUCUCCAACAGGA
Miniopterus natalensis is the source of this 1724-nucleotide messenger RNA. RefSeq names its product LanC like glutathione S-transferase 1 (gene LANCL1). Gene Ontology annotation, biological process: peptide modification; carbohydrate metabolic process. Lineage: Eukaryota; Metazoa; Chordata; Mammalia; Chiroptera; Miniopteridae. The record is from RefSeq and is a predicted model, not a curated record. Gene Ontology annotation, cellular component: plasma membrane.